AUGACAAGGGCAAAAAAGAGACGCGCAUACCAAGAAGGAGAUAUUCGUUAUAAUUGUAACUAUCAAGACUGCGAUAAAUCAUUUACUAGGAAAGAACAUGCUCGAAGGCAUUUUCAAUCUCAUAUCAAUCCAAAGUCAUUUCUAUGCCCUCACUGCGGCAGUUCCUUUACAAGGAACGAUAUUUUGAAUCGUCAUGUUCAUAAAAAACAUUUUAUGCACAAGGAAGGUAGAGGUCAAAUACUCUCAAACCAAAACCAAAAUCAGCAUUUACAUUUAUCUUCAGAUCAGGAGUUUCUUUUUCCUUCUUAUGUCGAAUCUGAAGUUCAAGAUCCAACAUACACCAGUCUUCUAAGUCGUAUUCCGCGAGCUGUAAUGCCCGUGACUUUUCAUGAAGGACUUCCAUCUUCGACUGUGCAAUUGGAUACCGACUCUACGCGAACACCUUCUCAACAAAAUGACCUUAUUUCAGCCUCAAAUUCUUCUCCCAAACGUGAGCAGCAUAUGAGCACGCAACCUGUACCUUACAUGAUCCCGCCGUUAAAUGGUAGUCUUGAUAAUAUAUUAUCCCCUCAAGACUCCAUGUCCGUUUUUGGGACGUCUUCUUCAAACGACGCUUACCAACAAGAUACUGAUAACUUUGUUUGCUGGCUGUUUGAUAGCAUGGAGAAGGACGCCCCAGUAGAGUCAGCAUCAAGAUUGUCUGAUACUUUCAAUUUCAAUAACCACUUGGAUUUCAUGCACGCCCCCGACUCUACAAUAAUUGACUUUCUCAAUUCAAAUCUCAAAGUCGAUGACAAAAUUGCUGCCAAAAAUUUACUAUCGCUACCUGCGUACUCAUUAUUAAUACAGGUUUUGGGUACUACAUAUCGUCUUACAGAAGAUGUUUUGGAAUAUAUGAACCUUGAUCGGGUGAAUUGUUGGAUUUCUGAUUAUUGGAGGCACUUUCAUCCCCGAUGGCCAUUUCUUCAUCGUGCUACCCUUAAACUUGAUGAAGCACCAGUGGAACUUUUGUUAGCGAUGAUUACUAUGGGUAUGCAUUUCACUGGUGACGCUUUUGCGUUUGAUAUUGCUGUAUUUGUACAUUCAACUUUAAGAUUUUCUAUCUAUAUCCACCCAAAUUUCAAUCCUCCUGCCUCCCUUUGGGUAUAUCAAGCCCUUUUAAUCGUUGAAAUCUUCGAAAAAAUGACUAGUACUUUAGAGCAGCACAACCUUUCUCAAAUAUUCCAUGGUGUGACUAUUGAGUCUUUGCAAAAGGGAUUGCCUACGGAAGACACGGUGACCAGCAAGACUUCUGGCAAUAUGUCGGGAACUGUUAAUGCUCAGCAAAAGUGGCGUCGUUGGGUUGAUCAAGAAGCUAUAAAAAGAAUUGCGUUUUUCUCAUUUGUAUUGGACUCUCAGCAUGUAAUUUUAUUUGGCUAUAGACCAUUGGUUGAUAUAACUAGUCUUGGAUUACCCUUAUUAUGUGAAGAAUCCCUUUGGAAUGCCGCUAGCUAUGAAGACUGGAUUGCCCUUGUUAACGAACGCGACCCACCCCAUUUUUUCCCUAUACUGAAAAUCUUUUUAAAAAAUGAAAAUCUUCCUCCCAAAUUAACUCCAUGGAAUAUGAUGAUUGUUUUGCACGGAUUGACCGUUAUUGGUUGGAUAUUGGGUAGGAACAAUUUGGGUAUGGUGGAAAGUAUUAUGCAAAGCAAUGGAAGCAAUCUGAAAAACUGCAGAACUCUGCUUAAAUCGUCAUAUAAAUUUUGGCUUUGUACAUACCGCAUGUUCUUUCUGAAUGAUGGCACUUUACCCCUUAAUCAUCCUUAUGUACGAGGUUGUUUAGCUACUUAUGAAUUAGCUUACAUUUCUUUACACACAAACAUAGUUGCUUUACAGACUUAUGUCAAAUCAACAGCAUUCAGAUCUAAAAGACUAUGCGCCAGCACUUCUCGCUAUAUAUUUGCUUGGAUGGCUUCUGACAAUUCCAAUGUGUCUAUAAAGCAUUCUGUUGAUAUGGUAGAGGCGUUUUUAGGUGGUGAUAUGGAAUACAAUAUUAACAAUGAAACUGGACUCCACAGGCCAUGGUGUUUGUAUAUUGUUACUUUAAUUCUCUGGGCUUACGGUUAUCUCUCAGAUGCAAGAUGUGAGUUAGUCGAACCAGGAAACGACAACUAUAAAUCUCAAUUAAAUACUUACCUAAUGCAACUGAGAACAAGUCUUAGUGAAACUCCCAAGGACUCUGUAUAUAUUCGAAGCAAGACUUUGCCGUUACUGAAAUGUGUCAUUGAUGUAUUACGUCCAGCCAGAUGGGGAUUAUUGGCUGAUGGUGUGCAAAUUCUAUCGAAACUAACACAAGUUCAGCAUGAGAAUUUUGACGGGAGAGGUAUCUGA
Messenger RNA from Schizosaccharomyces osmophilus, 2370 nucleotides. It is a transcript of the gene klf1, whose product is annotated as DNA-binding transcription factor, zf-fungal binuclear cluster type Klf1. The coding region runs from base 1 to 2370 and encodes 789 amino acids. Gene Ontology annotation, molecular function: RNA polymerase II cis-regulatory region sequence-specific DNA binding; DNA-binding transcription factor activity, RNA polymerase II-specific; zinc ion binding. Lineage: Eukaryota; Fungi; Ascomycota; Schizosaccharomycetes; Schizosaccharomycetales; Schizosaccharomycetaceae. Gene Ontology annotation, biological process: DNA-templated transcription; regulation of transcription by RNA polymerase II. The record is from RefSeq and is a predicted model, not a curated record. The transcript is spliced from 6 exons. Gene Ontology annotation, cellular component: chromatin.